UCACAGAAAUUUUCAAAAGUAAAUUGAAAUUGACAGAGUGUAAAUGUAUUAAAAAUUAAGAAAUGUAAUGCUAAAUAGAAAACAUGAAAGAUACGAGGGGUGCUUGCCUAACAGAGAAAGCCUUUAUAAACUACCACAAAAAAUACGACUUGUACGCAAGUAGAACAGUCGUUUACGAUAGCGAUUCAGCUGAUUGCGAGGUAUAUAAGGACUUCUCGUGUCAAUAUGAUUCUAAAAGGGAUAAUGUAAUAUGUACUUGUAAGAGAAGUAGAAAUACUUCUCAUAGGAAGACUCGGAAGGCACUAAGGGCUCCAGACAGGUAUAGUGCAAGUUGGAGACCUAGAAGCAACACUGACAUAGCUGUGGGCAGUGUCAAAGCUUCGAGGAGACGAACCAGAAGAAUCUACCUCCCUGAAACACGUGAAAGAGGAGUUGAGUGUUUGAAUCCAUUCCAGUUUACGACUCGACGCAAUGAAAACAAUGUGGAUAGUUACUGCGAACAGACGAAAACUUCUUCUAAAUGCGUAGGCAGUGCUAUCGCCUUAUCGAAAAAAGUCGGCAUUUGUGAAAAACUAUCACCUUUCGUCCACACAAAAUCAGGCACGACAAGUCCAGUGAACUUUAUUCAUGAAAGCAACGACGAAAAGCAAAAGUGUGAUAGUGCAUUGAGAGUAAAUUGUCGCGUACCUAUAAUUGAAGAAUUUGCAAACGUCAAAGAGAAAUCCAUUGAAGGUAUUAAAAAAGGACCAAUAUCUGGUCAGAAAGAGGAAAUUUUGCAAAAUAACAAAGCAUCGCCAAAGUCGGAGACUAAGACACAACAUGUUGAAACUAUGAACGAUUUAAAAGAUUUUUCCUCAGAUUCAUUGGUGCAACAUAUUCAUGAUUUAGAGUUUCCAAGCUUUGACAAACACAGUAGGACAUCUAUUGAUAUUAUAGAAAACGAGAUUGAAAGAGAAUAUAUAAAUAUGUUCGCGUCUAAAAAAGAGUCACCUGCACCUGUAGCUGAAAAGAUACCGCCUAAUUUAAAAAGUUCUUCAGUUUUGAAACGGCGAUUCGAGGCUCUCAGAAGGGGCUUUCAAAAGAAACAGGAUGCCUGUAAUCAUACAAUAGUGGAAAACCUUGCUGCACAGGAGAGUACACAGAGUCAUAAAGAUGUUUCUAUAGCUUCCGAUCCUCCGUCUUUAGAAGCGAGAUCAUAUUCAAAAACGAAAAUAUAUAGUCCAUAUGUAUCCUUUAUACACCCUUACAAGUUCGAAAGAAGUACCACGGACACAAAUAAGCGUAGUCAAAUAAGUAAAACAUAUGAUGUAGUCUUGUCCAACGACGUUAUUGAUAAUGAACAAAAGGGCGUUAAGGGUAUGUUUAACUUAUGGGGGAAAAAAUUUAACUUAGAAAAUGAUAAUUCCAAAGAACCAUGCCCAAAUGCUUUAGUUCUACAAAAAGAAACCGAUAAACAAACAAAAAAGGUAGAGAUAGUUGAACCAAAGAGAAAAAAUGAUGAAGAUAAAAAAUGUGACAAAAAAGGUGUGAAAAAAUUUUCAUUCUUCAAAAAACGAACCAGAGAAAAAGCUAAAGAGGUUUUCCAACCAAAUGUGACUACAGGUAGAUGUGAAGUUAAAGAUGGUCUCACAAUAAAAAUAAAUGGUAUUACUACUAAAGAUAUAUCACCACCGAAUAGCGAUAAAUGUAACACAUUACCAGAUAAUUAUAAUAGUAUACUUUGUAAAACAUGGCUCAAACAGUUCUUGACAAAUAAUGUGGACUCCUGUAAAAGCGUUCAACUAAGAUGGAAUAAUGAAAUGUACAGCAGAAGUAGUAGUACUGUCUCUGAACUACUGGAAUGUGUUUAUAGAAACACCAACUUAGUUAUAACAUCCUCAUCAACUACCGACAGCACAACUGUCUCGUCAAGUUAUUUCCGGAACAAUAAAACACGAGUUAAGUUCAUGCCAAAACAAGUUGAGGCUUGGAUGAUUCCUAAAACCAUUUUUGACACUCAAUUUAAAACCGUCGACUUGUUAACAAAAAGUACAAAAGGCAAAAGAAUUAGCCGUGACAAUAUCAAGGUUUCAUAUUCUGGCAAGAAAUGGGUUAUUAAUAAAUUUGCUGACGGAAGCAAAAUGGAAAUUGUAUUGAAUUCCAAAAAUUUUGUGAGCUCAUGUAAAGAUGAAAGUUCAGAAUAUAUUUUUAUAGAUAUUUCAAAAGGGUUUCUCUCAGACGCUAAUAAUGAACAAUCAAGCGACGAAGAAGUUUAUAAAAUAACAGAUUAUGAGUCCCCAUGUUCGAAUACUUAUUUAUAUAAACAUAAAAAUAAUGGUUUUGAGAUUGGAGAUCACGUUUCUAAUAAUAUACAAGUCUCACGAACAAAGGACAAUAAACAGGCCGAGUCAAUAGACAAUACUAAAAAUAAAAGGCCACCUUUGCGCAGAGAUGUCGUUAUUCAAGGGAGUCAAGUUUAUAUUGGAAUAAUAACGCAAAGGGAUAUUAUGCGUGAUAUAAAGAAGCCAAUCCUCCAGAUACAUGAUGAUAUUUUGGAUGAAGAGUCGAGUCAUGGUUUUGAAUCAGUUCGUAAAUGUCCGUUAGCAGAGUCAUAUCUUCAGGAUUAUUACCGUGAUUGUAUACCCAUGGGAAUGGACCUCUUUUCAUGUUGCGCCAGUGAUUCACAAGUCAAGUGUUCUUUUAUUAAUAACUCUCUAAAUAGUCUAAACAACCAAGGUGACGGUUCAAAAUCAUGUCCAAAUAUUUAUGACGAAUAUGGAGCGUCAAAUAUCGUAUUAUCUUGUGGAAAUUCAUCUUGCAGUCAAUGUAUGGUUAUCAAUGAAGUGAGGAAUACUGAGGAAAAAAAGGCCAGUUAUUUCGGUAAACUUACAGGAAAGACGACAGAAAUCAACACUGAUAAACGAAUUUUACCAAAAGACUCUAUAGAAGUUUUCAAAAGGAGGAAAAUUUACUCUAAAAGUCAUAAGUCAUGUUGGAAUAGUCCUGAAUUUUGUUCAAAGACAGAUAAAGCUUCAAGCCUUGAGAAACUAAAACCAACAUUAAUAGAAUGUUCGAAAUCUGUAAAUGAAUGUUUGAAACCACCUAUUCAAAGGAAUAAAAAAUGUUGCAAGAAACGUGUUAUGCUUCCAGAUUGUGAAGAACUGAGGCUUAACACUAAAGAAAGUUUACUUAAUAAUAAAAAAUUGGAGGGCAUUUUAUCUUUCAAGGGUUCUACUGAGGAUGAUUCGUACGGAAAUCAAAAUAAACAAACGCGAGUAACAACUGAGUCCAAUGUCGAAAUACCACAGGCACCAUGUCAGAAAUCAUGUCUUUCCGAAAAGUCACCACCUUGUUCAAAGAAAAAUUCACCCAGCUGUGUUCCGAAACCAAGAGAUAGUCCGAAAAGUCCUGUAGCUUCUCAAAAUAUGCCCUUUUUGCCUCCCGUUCAGCAAAACUCUUGUCGACGUUGUUGUCAAGGACAAAUAAUUAAAAAAAAAUGUUCAAUUGAAAUCAAAACACAAUGCCCAUAUAAUCCCAAGCCCCAGUCUUCAGGCCCAUGCAGAACAUCUUCCCAAAGCAUAUGCAGCCCAAAGCCUUGUAUGAAACCGAGUGAAAUACCUCCAAAAACCACAAAAGGGUGUAGCCCCUCAAUUUCACCUCAAACGCGGUGCCCUCAUAUAGAACAAUGUCCUAAUAAAACCAAGCUACAGCCUACCAGACCCUGUUUGACUUCUCCGAAAAUUUCUGCAACAUCUUCUCAAAUAAUUUUCUGUCCAAAACAGUCAAGUUCUCCGAAACCCUGUCCAAAGUGUCUCAAAACUACAAAUGACAGUAGUCCUGCAAGAUCGCCUCAACACGGUUGCACUCUUAUUCCAGAAAAAUGUCCUCCUGAUGCCAAGCUGCAGUCUUUAAGACCCUGGUCGGUUUCUCCGCCACUAUCUGUUACAUCUUCGCAGGGAAAUUGUUGCCAGAAACAGGCACCUUGUCCGAAACCCCUUCAAACUCAUCCAAAAACCACAAAAGUAUGUAGUCCCUCAAGAUCGCCAAAAAAUGAUUGUCCUCAUAAGCGAGUACAGUGCCCUAUCGCUCCAAAUCUUCAGUCUUUUAGACCCUGCUCAACUUUACCGCCACUUUCAGCAACUUCUUCUAGAAGAAGUUGCUGCUCUACACAACCACCGUGUCCGAACCUUCGUAAGCCUACUCCCAAAACGACAAAAAGGAAUGGUCACUCAAAAUCACCCCAAGGUAGCAGUAUCCGCAUUCCAAGACAGUGCCCUUAUGAUCCCAAACCCCAACCAAAUUUUGCAACAGCUUCACAAACGAGUCCAAUUGAAAACACGUCUUGUACAAAAUGCCAACAUUGUUGUACACAUACAUCUAAUGAUUUGGCAAAAAUUAAACAAAAGUUAUCGGACACUUUUAAAAAAAUAUGUAAUAAGCUAUCAUCAUAUUAUAUAUCAAGAGGAGAUCAGUCGCGGUCAACAAAAAUUCCUUGUCCAUCUACACCACCUUCAGUUUCCUGUCCUGAUCUAGGUUUACAACAAAAAUGUUGCAGUCAGAAUAAAAUAUUAGGAUUGAAAUUAACGAAAACACCAAAGCCAAAUUCAUCUGGUGUCAAAAAAAUUAAUGCGUGUGACAAAUGUAGAGUUAUUCGUUUGAAUUCUACGGAGAAAAUUACUAUUAAUAUAAAAGACCGAACUCCAAGUACAGAGGAAAUUAGAAAUAACUUUGACAUAAAAGUUCAAGAUGAUGACGGUAUUACGCUUUUUGAGCGUAAAGACUAUCACACGUCAUAUAAACAUAAUACCGCUCAAACAAAUGUUAUUCAGGAUUUGUAUAGAGAUUCCUACAUUCACAGAUUGUCUACACCAAAUAUUUUAAACAAUGCAGUUGUAAAUAGCAAUGUUUUUGAAAUGCAAAAUAAGUGCUCAGACUUAAUAGAAAUUAAUUUAUCUAUAAAAUUAAAACAAGCUGAUAAGACUGCACCUUUAAAUGACAAUAACCAUACAAUUUAUCCAAAAGGAGACCUCAUAUCAGAUAUAGCACUAGAAAAGUCUAAAGAAGUAUUUGUUGUAAAAGACCAAUGCAAGGAAGAAAUUGAAAAUAAUGAUAAUAAUGAUAUAAACAUCAAUAUAAUAAUUAAAAAUUCUAAAGCAAAUGAAAAGAACACUUAUAUUUCAUCAAAAAAGAAGCAUCAACCGAAAGAUACAGACAACAUAUCUAUAGUCAAUUUAGAUCCAUUAACUAGAAAAAUCUCUGAAAAAUUUCAAACAGAUUCAACAGGUUAUAAAGACGUAAUAAGCCAAGCAUAUUCUGUCAAAACAAGUCAUACAGACUUGAAAAAUGAAGAAAAAGAGGAAGAAUUAAAAAAACCCUCAUAUAAAGACUUAUUAAGACCCGAUGAAACUCUAUUAACUGUAUCUUCUAUCAGUAUAACUGAACGCACUGCAACUGAAGAUACACUUAGUUCCUUUAAAACAAAUGACGAAAACAUUGAUAAAAUAGACAAAAGUGAAAAGUUUGGCAAAAGUAGUGACACCAUAUCAAAAUUAGAAGAAAUCAACAAUGAAAAAUCAGAACUCGCUUUAACUGAUAUAGAAAAAAAUAGAUACAAAUGUGUAGCUAAAAUCCCAUACAGCUAUAAGGAAAAAAAAGAUAUGCUUAUUAAAUUAAUGGAACAGACCUCAAAAAUUAAGAAACCACAAAAUAGCGCUGCAAUGAAAGAAAUUCGUGAAAGGAUGCAUGAAAUACUAGCUUCCGGUAGCAGUUGCAACGAAAACGUCUCUGAAAGAGAUAACAAAUCAAUAGAGGAAUUAGCAGAUGUAAAACCCGACAUUUUCAAGCAUUCGGACAGUCUUCAAAAUCUACAGAAUGCAGGAAAUUCAAUAUCAGAAGUGGAUAUUGGCAAAGCUACAAGCGCAGAAUUGGUUUACCCAUCAGAAGAAAAUAGUAACGAGAAUAGUGAUGAAACCGAAGAAUCAGAGGGAAAAAAUCAACAUUGUAUGUGUCGUGCUAUGGCGGCCAGGUUGCAGUUUAACGCACCUGGUGCUAAGCCUUGCUGCUGUGGAGUUAGUAUUGGAAAGGACAAAGAAAUACUCUGUGAUUUAAUCAACUCAAAUAAAUCGUACCUGAUUGAUAUGAAGACGAACUAUGUGGACGUUGAAACGCAAAAUUCAAAAUAUAGUAAUAGCAUUAAGCAGCAUAGCAUAAGGCAGACGAUAUUAAUGACCAAUGUAUCUGCUAUGGUACAGAUAAAGUCUGGUGAGAUAAAACGAGACACAUUUGAUGGAUUUGAUUUAACAUCUGAAGCGGUCUCUACCGGAUCUGUAAAACCUUUUUCUACUGGUUUAAGAGAAAAUGAUAUAAGUUGCCUGGCCAAUAUCCUACAGUCAAAUGAAACUAAGAGAGCAGUUCUGAAGAUUUAUGCUGAAAAGAAAUAUACAGAGUCAGGGCCGCAUAUAGUUGCAAAAUUACCUAAGUUUACUGUAAACAAAGAGAGCGAAAUUUUUCAAGAGAUCAAAGGGCAUAAGCGGAUUGAAAAGAGAAAUAUUAUGCUUUGUGUAGACUGAUUGCGUUGCAUGUUGUGUUGGGACAUGGCAUGUUUUUGCAGGGAUUUUUAUAAUUUUCGGUUUGUUUAUGUUUUACAAUCUGUUUAAAAUGAAUAAUGCUUGAAUUUGAAGUCAUAUUUUAUGUGUAUUUAUAAAUUGGUAAAUGUCCUGUUUUUGGUUUUAAAUAAAUACAAUAAAUUCUGUGAAA
Messenger RNA from Leptidea sinapis, 6735 nucleotides. RefSeq lists its product as uncharacterized. The transcript is spliced from 3 exons. The coding region runs from base 84 to 6548 and encodes 2154 amino acids. The record is from RefSeq and is a predicted model, not a curated record. Lineage: Eukaryota; Metazoa; Arthropoda; Insecta; Lepidoptera; Pieridae.